AUGGCUCCUCCGAUCCCAGUUCUAUUCAGAUCCGAUAUACAAUCGAAGUACUCCAAACAGCUAUCAGAUCCAGAGAAAUACGACUGUCAGCUCAAGUCGCUCACACAGCACCAAUGUACAUUCAAGGUAACUCCCGACAGAUCACGUCCUCCUGAAAUUAUCUGUUUGCCGUUUAAACGAAUCUUCCAGAGUUGUCUAGUACCAACUGUAGUUAAGGAAAAUGGAAAGAAGAAGACAAUAAACAGGAGAGUUAACAUAGAAAUCACCGACAAAUCUACGAAUAGCGAGUUGAUGGAUGAAAACUCGGAACAGGCGAAUGUGGUACAGGAUUUCCUCAAUGCAGAGAAGGAGUUCCGUAAACUCAUGGAAAUGGAAAGCGAAGGAAACAUAUGA
Messenger RNA from Scheffersomyces stipitis CBS 6054, 393 nucleotides. RefSeq lists its product as uncharacterized. The transcript has a single exon. The coding region runs from base 1 to 393 and encodes 130 amino acids. Lineage: Eukaryota; Fungi; Ascomycota; Pichiomycetes; Serinales; Debaryomycetaceae. Gene Ontology annotation, cellular component: mitochondrial inner membrane peptidase complex. The record is from RefSeq and is a predicted model, not a curated record.